AUGCUUUCGGCGUUUGGAAUCUCUUUCAGUUUGCUUGGCCUUAUGCUCACAAUAGUCGGUUUGUGUGGGAAGAAGAAAACGGCGGCCCGGUCCGUUCCCUCACCCGCGAAGCCGGUUCGCAAUCAGACCGAGAUCUCAAAACCCCCCGGAGCCGCGCCAACGCCAGCGCCGAACCCGCCCAAAUGUGAGGUAAGAAAAGCGGGGGGGGAUUUUUCGAAAAAAUCGGAUUUUGAAGAUAAAAAGCGACGAAAUAUAGUGUAAAAUACGCAUUGUCUUGUUUCCAGGACUAUUAAAAUUCCAUUUUAAUAUCAAACGACGAUAUUUUAGUCAAAAAAAGAUGAAAUUUGACCAAAAACAUGAGACGUUGUUAUGGAUAAUAUAAUUUUAUGUUUAUAAAUCGCUUCUAACUGUUUGAAUGUAAGUUCAAAUAUCAUUCUGAGCCUUUCCAGGGCAUUUCUCAACAAUUUCAACUCAUUUUUCAUCAUUUUCACCACCUAAAACAGAAUGCCAAAAUUGGCGGGAAUUUGAAAUUUAGAUUUUGGAAUUGAUUUUUAAAUCUUGGAAAUUGUAGAAUGCGGAUAAAAAGACUCUGUUUGUUAAAUUACUGACGAUUUUUUCAGGUUCAAGGCAGUAAAAUCGUUGAUAAUAAGGCAGCCAAGCCGGAGAAGAAGGAAGAAGGUGGAUGUAAGUCGAUUUUUAGCAUUUUUUUAACACUUUUUAUUAAUCUUUUGUCUGAUUAUUUAUUAUUUCCACUUAUUCUUCAAUAAGAAAGCAGUUCUGAGGGUCUAGCCCGGAAUUUAGCAAAUUCAAGUUUUCGUGUCGGGACCAAAAAUAAGUUUUUUGGAUUUUGAUGAAAUUUGGCAUAGAUGGAGAAGGAGACUUUUUAAGAAGGUUUUGAAAAUUUGAAAGUGAAAUUUAAAGAAUUCACUGAGAUAUAGACCGACAAAGUUUGAAAAAUUUUAAAUUUUUUUUUCGAAAAAAUUACAAUUCAGCCAUUUUUUCACUCAAAUAUCACUGAAAAACCCAUUUUUCAGCUGCUGACAAGCCGCCGGCCAAGGAGAAUGAUAAAAAAGCGAACGAAAGUGCGGAUGGCAAACAAGAGGCCAAGUCGAAAAAGGAAAAUUCGAAGAAAAAAUCGGUGGGAACAACUCAAUCGCCGCGCGACGAUCCGGACCCCGAACCGGACGGCCCGAACUCGCAGAAGACUCAAAUUUCCAGAACGGUCAAGGUCUGCCAUGACGACGACACCAUCAAACACGUCGAAUCCCUCAAGGAAGAUAAGAAUAAAUCCGAGUAG
Messenger RNA from Bursaphelenchus xylophilus (pine wood nematode), 1297 nucleotides. NCBI's taxonomy places the organism in Eukaryota, Metazoa, Nematoda, Chromadorea, Rhabditida, Aphelenchoididae. The record is from the annotation of a GenBank genome assembly.